GGGUUUUCUUUUACAUUACUCUGGUUCUAGUUUACGACUUAUACGAUCUUUUUAUAUAUUAUACAUGACCAUGAUGAAUUUACCUCCAGCUUGUACCUUUAUGUCUACUGUCGCUCAGAUGACCUUCCUUGCACGAUUUCCUGAGCAGCUCAAUGUGGGCGUCACCUAUGGGGAGCUAGCCUUUAAUAUUAACGGAGGUCCACCCCUGAAGAAUAGGCAACAAAAAUUCCUUUAAAAUUUUGGGCUGGCGGAGACUUAAGUACACGCUCCGUAUGGCCACCGCAUCGUGUACCUGUUGGUAGGGACUAAGGGAGGAGGGUGGAUGAUCAAUCUACCGGAGUUAGGUUUAGCUCAUACGCUGGUUGAGAAAGCUUAUAUAAGAAUGCGCUCUCUGUAGAACAUAGGACAGAUAUAGCUAAACCCGUUUCCUUGUACGGCGAACAGUUACCAAGAGUAGCCUAGGAGUAAGUAAGCAUCUGCCGGUUACGUCUGAAAUGAAGCCAAUCCAAUCUAUGAUUUUGACUGGUUAUUGACCUCGUACUAUACGAUUAAUAUGGUAAAAUAACAGUAUUGCCUUAUAAUUUGGCAAAACUUCAAUCAGUCACACAAU
This is a messenger RNA of Babjeviella inositovora NRRL Y-12698, 610 nucleotides long. RefSeq lists its product as uncharacterized. The coding region runs from base 65 to 235 and encodes 56 amino acids. NCBI's taxonomy places the organism in Eukaryota, Fungi, Ascomycota, Pichiomycetes, Serinales. The record is from RefSeq and is a predicted model, not a curated record. The transcript has a single exon.